AUGGAGCGGCCACGAUGCUUAGAAUGGUCGCUGUUGCGGUUCGCGGUCUCGUCAGUGGUUCUCGCAUUUGUCGCAACCGUCGCGAGAGCCGCCAACGUGACUAUAACGCAUCUCCGUCUCGACACGACACACGACUCGCCCUACUCGCCUUGGGAACCCUCCGUCUACUUCCAGUGCGAGGGGGAGAUGAAGCACGUGCUGCAGGGCGUGGUGCAGGCUAAUCUCACCUACAAUUUCACUGGCCAGGAGGAAUUUCAGCCUCUGGUCGAGCUGGCUUCUGCCCAGUGCAAGACCUGCGGGCUAUACGAGGCUGACACGUUCAAAGCAGAUGACACAUUUGACAAGUUCCAGCUGUGCGCGGAUGACUUCAGAGGCGCCAAGGGGGGGCAUUUGACGCGAUGGGUGGAUGGGGAGUUUAAAGUUGCAAUGAGCUGCCCGGAGUGCCUCAACAGCCACGACCACUCGCCUGUGGAAGCUCUCUUACAAGGCGACUCCUGGUACCCGCUGCUCCCAUUCCUCAUCUUCCUCGCAUCAGCUGCAGCCAUCAGCUGCGCUGCUGCCCUCCUCUCCUGCUGCAUAGAGCGCCGCAUCUGGCCCUUCAACCACAAAAACCCCUCCCAACCGCUCAGCACCUUGGAGAAACAGCAACUGGCCGAAGCCACUGCUUUCAUUGGGAGCAUUACUUCACGGAUACUCAUGCACGACUCGAACAUGCUCAUCCGCGCAACGAUCACAAGCCCUCGCCACAUUCUCAUUCCACCUUUCUCGUCGCCCUCGCUGCCGCGCUCGGCCGGUCGUUAUCUCCACUCCCUACACGUCGCGCUCGCUAUCUACCUUUCCCUUCCCGUUGAGCUCUUGAUAUUUCCCCUCCCCGUCCGGUCGAGCUUUCGUUUUCCCCUUCCCUUUCCGUCGAAAAUUCGUUUUCCCUUCCCCUUCCCGUCGAGCUCGCGUUUUCCCCUCCCCUUCCCGACGCGCUUUCGCUAUUUCCCCUCCCCUUCCCUUCACGCUAUCUCCCCUCCCGUUACCGUCGCGUUCACUGUUUCCCCUCCCCUUCCAGGAGCGCUUGCUAUUUCCCCUCCCCGUCUAGUCAAACUCGCAUUUUCCCCUCCCCUUCCAGUCGCUCGCUAUUUCCCCUCCCCUUCCCGUCGAGCUCGCGUAUUUACCUCCCCUUCCCGUCGCGCUCUCGCUAUUUCCCCACCCCUUACCGUCACGCUCGCUAUCUCCCCUCCCGUUACCGUCGCGCUCGCUAUUUCCCCUCCCCUUCUAGGCGCACUCGCUAUUUCCCCUCCCUUUCCCGUCGAGCUCGCGUUUUCCCCUCCCCUUCCCGCCGUGCUCUUGCUAUUUUGCCUCCCCUUCCCGCCGCGCUCUCGCUAUUUCCCCUCCCCUUCCCGUCGAGCUUGCGUUUUCCCCUCCCCUUCCAGUCGAGCUCUCGCUAUUUUGCCUCCCCUUCCCGCCGCGCUCUCGCUAUUUCCCCUCCCCUUCCCGUCGAGCUUGCGUUUUCCCCUCCCCUUCCAGUCGAGCUCUCGCUAUUUUGCCUCCCCUUCCAGUCGCGCUCGCUGUCUCCCCUCCCGUUCCCGUCGCGCUCGCUAUUUCCCCUCCCCUUCCAGGCGCGCUCGCUAUUUCCCCUCCCCUUCCCGUCGAGCUUGCGUUUUCCCCUCCCCUUCCAGUCGAGCUCUCGCUAUUUUGCCUCCCCUUCCCGCCGCGCUCUCGCUAUUUCCCCUCCCCUUCCCGUCGAGCUUGCGUUUUCCCCUCCCCUUCCAGUCGAGCUCUCGCUAUUUUGCCUCCCCUUCCAGUCGCGCUCGCUGUCUCCCCUCCCGUUCCCGUCGCGCUCGCUAUUUCCCCUCCCCUUCCCGUCGAGCUUGCGUUUUCCCCUCCCCUUCCAGUCGAGCUCUCUAUUUCCCCUUCCCUUCCCAUCGCGCUCGCUAUUUCCCCUCCCCUUCCCGUCGCCUUUUCAUGGUCUCAAUUAUCGGCGGUUCUUACCAACGAACUGCAUUCCUCACAUGA
Closterium sp. Yama58-4 is the source of this 2004-nucleotide messenger RNA. The record is from the annotation of a GenBank genome assembly. Lineage: Eukaryota; Viridiplantae; Streptophyta; Zygnematophyceae; Desmidiales; Closteriaceae.